AAUAAGAGUCUCCGAAAGCCAGAGCAUACAAGCUAGCAAGCUACGGUGUUUGCCGCCAAUGUAUUUCUUGUAAAGUGUAUAAAAACAAAUAUGGAAGCUGGACAAAUAAGAUGCCAAAAACCAACAACUUUCAUGUGGUAUUAGACAGAAAAGAGGAACUUGUUUUCUCCUCCGUUGGCAAGUCAUCAGAAUCAGAUGUGUCUGAGGAGAAGGAUCAUUAUGCUGUUCUGGGAGCUUGUCCUUCAGAUUCACUUCAGGAGCUCAGGCACAGAUAUAAGAAGCUGGCCUUGCAGUGCCACCCAGAUCGUCUUGGAGAGUCAGAAGCCAAGUCUGGUCUGAAGAUGUUUUUUGAAAUUGAUGCAGCCUGGAGAACUUUGAGUGAUGACAGCACCAGGAGUCACUAUGACCAACGGAGAAGAGCUCAGGAACUGAAACAGGAUUGGCUUGUUGACUCUACAGUCUCGAUGGAUGACAUGACCUGGAAUCAAGAGGAGGGUGGUUAUUCUUAUAGCUGCCGCUGUGGUGGACAGUUCAGCAUUACACAAGAGGAGAUCGAUGCAGAAAUGCUUCGGAGGCAAGGUGCUGCUAAAGUAGAGGACACAAUAGAGGACCACCAUUGGGUUGUAUGCUGUGACACUUGCUCCCUCAGUGUGUAUAUGACAUUUCCAUCAAAUAGCACUCCAAUUUCCAAAUAUGUUAAUAAUUGAAGCUUGGAAUUGAAGUGUUUUUUCUGAUAUAAGAGCUGGUUUUACUACAUAUGUUUUCAGUACAUUAAAAACUAAUAUGUGUUUAAAAAGAAGUUUUUUUUAAUAAAAAUAACGCAAGUUUGGAUUUUAUUUUGUCCAGAACUCAACAAAAGUAACUACUUUUCCCCAGCCUUAAUUCUUGCUUAGAGCUUGCUGUUUUUAAUUUUUUAUUUUAAGGAAUACGCAUUGUUAUGCCCCACAAUGUUAUUUUCUAAGACACCUUGAGGUGGAAAUCAGUUUUGCAGUUUGUGUUCUAUUUUGACCCUCCUGUCUUGCCGUAGGUUUGUGUGGGUGUGUUCAGAGAGCAGUUCAGAGCAGAUGUCAAACAAACAGCACUGCACUGCAGGCUUUAAGCUUUCUUUUCGACUUUGAAGACUUUGAAGGCCUAAACCUGUAAGUUUAUAUUAAUAGAAUAUUGUGACACAUUAAUUGUGUAUUUUCAGUUUAAGAUUGCUUUAGUAAGAUAUUUGUGGCCAUUGUUGAAAGCUAAUUACUCUCAGUAUUUGUUGGUUUGGAUGUUAAAUAGGCUACAUAGCAGACUUCUAUAAUGGUUUAUAUAGCUAUGUACACAUGUAUGUUGUAUAUAGACAUAUGCUAAAUGUAAAAGGUUUGUUUAUGUGUUUGUGUUCACAGUUUUACAAAUUAUAUGAUUGAUCCUUCACUAAAAAGGCCUAAACUACACUACAAA
This is a messenger RNA of Nerophis ophidion (straightnose pipefish), 1434 nucleotides long. RefSeq names its product dnaJ homolog subfamily C member 24-like. The record is from RefSeq and is a predicted model, not a curated record. Bases 111 to 707 code for a protein of 198 amino acids. The transcript has 5 exons. NCBI's taxonomy places the organism in Eukaryota, Metazoa, Chordata, Actinopteri, Syngnathiformes, Syngnathidae. Gene Ontology annotation, molecular function: ferrous iron binding; ATPase activator activity. Gene Ontology annotation, biological process: positive regulation of ATP-dependent activity.